Molecule: messenger RNA, 687 nt
Organism: Neoarius graeffei (lesser salmon catfish)
Lineage: Eukaryota; Metazoa; Chordata; Actinopteri; Siluriformes; Ariidae
Product: neurexophilin-1
Exons: 2
Coding region: 1-687 (228 amino acids)
Molecular function (GO): signaling receptor binding
Source: RefSeq, a predicted model, not a curated record
AUGUUCUCCGCCUGCGUCCUGGUGUGGAUCUCUGUUCCCGCUCUAUAUGGGAAUGUCCAGGUUGAAGGACACACUGAAAGCGUCGCUGCUCAUCCUGCUUUUCUUGAGAAGGUCAGAAGUGAGCAGGAGCUUGAGGACUGGUUCAUUGACGACGCGAGCCUCCAGCCAUCAAACCAGCAGGCUAAAAGACAUCUGGGUUUUAAAACCGGAAAACUGAGGAAGAUGUUCGGCUGGGGAGACUUCCACUGCAGCAUCAAGUCUGCAUCCUUGGACCUUCUCAUCAAAGGGAAGAUCGUGGACCACGGAAAUGGAACCUUCAGCAUCCACUUCCUGUGUAACAGCACCGGCGUCGGGAACGUCACCAUCGGAUUAGCGCCAUCCACCAAGAUGGUGGAGUUCGGAUUGAUGCAGCAAGAGGUGAAGGAAUCUGUGGAGUCGAAGCUGUUCAACUGCAGGGUGGAGUCGGAGAGGGUGGAGCAGAGCAAGAGGGGCAUGCGGUGCAACUAUGACACGUCAAAGAGCUGCAUGCAUGAGCAGAUCCACAGUCACAUCUCAUGGCUGUGCGCCAAGCCCUUCAAGGUCAUCUGCGUGUACGUGUCCUUCCUCAGCGUUGACUACAAACUGCUGCAGAAAGUCUGUCCGGAUUAUAACUACCACAGCGAUGCUCCGUAUUUCCGUUCUGGAUGA